Molecule: messenger RNA, 2623 nt
Organism: Panonychus citri (citrus red mite)
Lineage: Eukaryota; Metazoa; Arthropoda; Arachnida; Trombidiformes; Tetranychidae
Exons: 2
Coding region: 1265-2236 (323 amino acids)
Source: RefSeq, a predicted model, not a curated record
UGUGUUCGUUUGGGAGAUGUACUUUUAUUUAUUGUUUUGUCCAAUUUAAAUGGAUAAUCAUGAAUCACUUGGAUGUAUUACCUCGGAUUUUGACUAAUUAAAAAGCUGAUCCACCAACAUUGGUUGUUGCCCUCGGAAGAUGAAGACUCGGAAAAUGAAUGAGCCUUGGUGAGAGACUCGGUUGAAGUUUCUCAAGACUGGAAAUAAGUUACACACUUUCAAGAGGAUUGGCUGAUGAUGAGCUGUCCAAAUGGAUGAGUGAUAUUUAGCAUCGACCUAAAAGGAUUGGCCAAUCUGGUCGUUGAAAGAUUAAGAGCAGAACCAGCUAGAGGUCAAGGAUGAUGAUACCAUGUAAAUUAUUGACCCUUAAAAAAAGUUGAAGACAAACAGUCCUACCAAUUAGUUUGAUUCUAGGAAUCAAGUUUAUCCCUGACGGUACAUUGAUUUUUGCAUGUAUUUGCAGUUCUAGAAAUUGGCCUUGAGAUCGUGCAGGGAACCUGAACAAUAAGAAACAAUUUGAUUUAGUUUCCGGUUAAGUUUCUUAAAUUCAUCAUUCAACAUGAUUCUUAAUUUUAACUAUGGUUUGCAUGAAAUGGAAACUAAAUUUACCAAGUUGUUGAAAACCUUGAAAAUGAACCAAACAAAACUCAUUAAGAGUUAACCUUCAAUCAUUACCUGAGCAAUUUAAGGAUCGUGUUUACUUGCCGAUGUGAAAUUAUUAUUCUAAGUGAAAUAUCUCCGUUCAAAGGGAUUAAUGAAUCUCACUCUUUAAUAGUCCCGGUGAUGAGGAUUCUCAUAUCCUAUGAGUGUUUCUAUCUCAACUGAUUUGCAACCAACUCGCCCAAUUGUAAGUCCAAAAAUUCUUGUCUCAUUGAAUGAUUACCUGUAGAGCUGAAAGAUGGAGUUAGGAGAAAGUCGAUAUUACAAUUCAAGAAAUGGAUCCGAAUCUCAGUUGAUGAAUUUUCAACUGAAUUGCUGGUGAAAAGACUCAAUCCAAGUAUUGGAAUUGGAUCGAAACUAUUACAAUCAAAAACGAAACUGAUUGUGUUUACAAAUCUACUAAGCCUGAUAAUUGGAUUUAAUUAUUGACUGUUUCAUUUGUGUUUUCUAAUUACAUUAUUUUAUUUAAGUGACCAAAUCUUAUCAUGUGCGAACCAAAGUGUAUUAAUUUUCUUAAUUUAACUUUCAACUGAAAGAAAAACAAUCAUAUUCCAUAGCUCUUGGUCCAGUUUUGUUUCUUCCAUUCAAUUUAAACAACAAUAAAAUGCUUGAAGGUAGAAGUCUAAAAGGACGGAAAAGCUUAGGCCAAUUUGAGGCCAAAGGGAUUAUUGAUAAUCGUAAUCGACAACAGAGAAGUGAUGGAAAUACUCGCUAUCCCAAUUCGAUGGUUGGACUGGUCAAGACUAACAUGACUACAAGAAUUCCAAAGAAAAUUGAUACACCAACUCUUACCACAUCAGUGUCAUCAUCUUCUCACCAUCAGCAACAACCUUUAUCCGUUCCAACAUCAUCGAAAACAGUACCAUCUCCAUGUCCCGUUACCACGACCACAAGUCCAACAACCAUGACAGAACUCACUCCAGAGAUACAUUUUUUAAUUCGUGAACAUGCCAAGACUUUAGAGACCAUCAAUAAGAUAACCAAUCGUGUGGAUAAACUUGAUCACAAGAUUGAUGAUAUUUGUCGAAAGGUCACUCAAAUUGGAAACAAUGUAAUCAAGAAAGGCGAAUCAUCUGGUACUGCACCCAAUGCGCUAAGUGACGACAGUGGUGUCGAAUACAGUUGGACAACAAAUGGAACGGGUCCUGAUGAUGAUGAACUUUUAUCCCUGUUAAAUCAAAUAACCAAAUUUUCUGCCUCAAUUAAGAAUCAAAAAUGUCGCCCAAUACCAAGUGAACCUCUUGCACCACCAAAAUUAUCAGCAUCUAGAAAAAUUGUCUCUUCUUCAAUGGAUCAUCCCCGAUUGAAUGAAUGCCUCGACUCAAAUUCGGCACCUCAAUCUUUCAGUGCCUUGUUGUUUGAAUCAAAUGUUGAACAUUUUCUGGCUAACCUCGAUUUCGUUCCCGAGCCAGUUAGAACUAGUGAUUACAUCUAUCCACCCUCCAUUCCCGCAUCUCAACUCUUACCUUCUAAUCACCGUCAACAUCAUCAACCUGUCAAAUCUCACCCAAUUUCAGCUACUCGCUUAUUGACUGAAACGUUAUUUCAGCCGCACGAGCAAAAAGACCAGAAAUGAAAAUUGAAUCAGCUUUAUUAUAAUUAUGAUUAAUCCAGACAACGUUUGGCCGAAAUUAUUUUCAAACAAGUUCGAUAAUUGUAUUUUACUUUUCUUCUUCUUCUGAAUUGGUGAUCAAAGUUAAAGAUCAGAUCCCGUCAAAGGGAAUUAGUGAAUCUCUCCGUCCUUGAUAUAUUGACAAUAAUAAUUAUACGAAGCCUCGAUCGUCUUAAAGACAUUUUAUCAAGAAUUUAACUAAUCUUGCAAACGAUAAAUUUAAAUUAUCAUUAAUAGAAUACAAUUAACAUUGAUUACUUUCUAUUAUCACCGCAAGUCACAUGCAAUGUUUUCGACAUUCAAUUGUUCAAUGAAAAACUCAAUCAACUUAUUGAAUCUGUAAAAAAACAA